UCACAGUGUCGAAUUCCCUAUGUGGAUCCUUUCGACGGGGGUGUGUCAGAAUUCUUUAACCCAAACGAUUUUAAAUACACCAAUUGUACAAACGACGAAUCAUUCAUAACAAUCAACUAUCAGGUUCAUGGACGACAAUACCUUCUACACAUGAAUAUGGAGGCAAUAGAAAGAGCCGUUAAGCCGUUAAAUGCCAGCGCUAGGGAUGUGCGCUGUUGCUAUCAACAAAUAGUCAGAGCGGAAAUCGGUGGAAAGACUGACAGCAAUUAUAAGCUUUUAAAUUGCGUCAUAUUCCAUCAGAACUUUAUCGUGCCUCAACACAUCGAUUACAUAAUUACAGAGUGUUACAUUGAUAAGGAAUCAAAGAGAACUAUACAAAAGGACGCCUUUUCUUUUAUACAGACACCCACAGUGGUUCAGCUGAAAAAUAUUACCGGAUCUGCAAGUAAAAACCAAUCGGCGGUACUAGAUGCAAUUAAGCCAAGCGUUUUAUUGUUUGGCAUUGACGCUUUGUCGCGCAUAAACCUGCGACGUACUAUGCCACUGACAUUUAAGUACCUGCAAAGUAACCAAUGGUUUGAGUUGCGGGGUUAUAAUAAGGUCGGUGAUAACACAUUCCCUAAUUUAAUGCCGCUGCUCACAUCAUACAAUUCAACCACGGCGGAGAAAAAAUGCUUGCCCCAGACUUUAGGUGGACUUAACAAGCCAGUUUGUAACUUUAUUUGGAACGAUUUUAAGCGAUUUGGUUAUAAAACCGCCUAUGCAGAGGACACAAGUUUUAUGAGUACUUUCAAUUAUUUAAAGGAGGGAUUUGAUCAGCCACCGACCGAUUAUUAUCUCCGCCCCAUGACAUUAGCCAUUGAAAAGGAGCUAAAAGUGGCCACAAAAGAUGAACUUCCAUAUUGUGUUGGCCGCAAACACUAUGGCGAAUACAUCUAUGAUUAUGCUUUACAAUUUGCAAACUCCUUUGCAGCGGAACCACUCUUCGGAUUGUUCUGGUCGAAUUCAUUUAGUCACAACUAUUUCGAUACCGAAGCAACAAUGGAUGUGAAGGUAUUAGAAUAUUUGGAAAAAAUGAAAAGUGAGAGUAUUCUAGAACGUUCGAUUGUAAUAUUACUUUCGGAUCAUGGUAUGCGUUGGGGUCCAUUAUUGCAGUUAAAAUCAGGAUUCUUGGAGGAACGAUUACCCACAAUGUUUAUAUCGAUACCGUCGUGGUAUCAAAACAAAUAUCCGGAUUUUAUGAAAAACCUACAAAUAAAUCAGCGGCGUUUAACGACAACCUAUGACAUUUAUGCGACCAUGAAACAUAUACUCGAGGUGGCUGAACCGGAAAAAGAAUUUCCUUACCUCAAUGGCACCAUACAUGGUGUAAGCAUUUUUCGUGAAAUACCAGAGGAUCGCACCUGUGAUAAUGCCGGCAUUCCCGAGCAUUGGUGCGCUUGUGUACCAUAUGAAAUUGUGCCCACCAGUGAUGAAGUCGCGAAGAAUGUAACGGCACUAGUGUUAGGCGAAAUGAAUCAAUAUCUCAAUAAUAAAAAUAUUAGCGACAAAUGUGCCGAAUUAAAAUUAGAAACGAUCAAUAGUAUUGAAAUGAAAAUGAUCAAAAUACCGAAUGAGUCCACAUACCGUAUAAGUUUCGAAGCGAAUCCGGAAAAAGCGAGAUUUCAGGCUACGAUCGUUUAUAAUAUAACAACAAAUACAAUCAAAACAGACGUGGAAGAUAUCUCGCGUCUGGAUUCGUAUGCAAAAACUUCCAACUGCAUUGAUUUGAAAGAGGAAAAGAAAUAUUGCCUUUGUAAAAAAUAAUGCUACGAAUACGAUUUGAGGAAAGCUUCGAAUAGAUUCAACCUCCCAAGGGGUAAAAGUGGAUGCGAAAUUUAUAAUUGUAAAUAGUAAUUU
Messenger RNA from Bactrocera dorsalis (oriental fruit fly), 1899 nucleotides. RefSeq lists its product as uncharacterized. The transcript is spliced from 3 exons. Bases 151 to 1806 code for a protein of 551 amino acids. The record is from RefSeq and is a predicted model, not a curated record. NCBI's taxonomy places the organism in Eukaryota, Metazoa, Arthropoda, Insecta, Diptera, Tephritidae.